AUGGCCGCCGAGGUGUGUCCCGCAUCGCCAGCCUCACUCAAAGAUCUGCUGAAUACGUUUUCGAAACUAAAGUUGAGCGUGCCAGACACGAAGAACCUCAUGUGGCGACUAGGAGUAGAACUACACACGCUAACCAACGUUGAUGCUCGGCGUAAAGGCAGUGACCGGAUGGCGUACUACAUUCAGGCGUGGUUGGAUAUCGAACUGGCUCCAACCUGGGUAAAGAUUAUCGUCGGGCUCCGACUCAUGAACAUGAAAGGGCCAGCGAAACAACUUGCAGAAAUGGUUGGUAUCGAUCCGAAAACUAUCACUCUUCAGCUUCCAGCGGCGCCACUGACUGACGAACGCGGUGUGAUCGACGUGAUCGAGGCGGCAAUGACGUCGCUAGGUGAAACGCUAUCAAGAGAAGAAAUGCGGGAUCUCUUUCGCAGGCUUGGCGUGACUUAUAAUGUGCUGGACAACAUUGACGAAGAUCAUGACAGUGAUGCUGAACGAGGAAAGUACUAUGCCAAGGCCUGGCUGAACGUAGAGGCUGACCCUUCCAAGGAGCAUAUCAUUUCCGGAUUGCAAAUGAUCAACAAAAUUGCAAGGGCUGAGCAACUAGAAAUGCUGAAGAAAACACUUGGUUCUAGAGAAAAAGUAGGAGCCGAGAUUAAAAACUGA
Molecule: messenger RNA, 663 nt
Organism: Geodia barretti
Lineage: Eukaryota; Metazoa; Porifera; Demospongiae; Tetractinellida; Geodiidae
Source: the annotation of a GenBank genome assembly